AACUCAUGCAGUAAAGGAUUUGUGGUGGUUCUGUUCAUGAUGCUUCAUUUUUAGCUCUUUUUAGAAUAGUCAAGCUGCAUCACUUUCUUAUGUGGAUGUUUUGAUAUUUUCAGGAAAGGAUGGCAGGUGGUGCCGCGGUGAACACUGCCAACACGUGCAGGAGGAAAGAAAGGAUGGCAGGUGGUGCCGCGGUGAACACUCCCAACACAUGCAGGAGGAAAGAAAGGAUGGCAGGUGGUGCCGCGGUGAACACUGCCAACACGUGCAGGAGGAAAGAAAGGAUGGCAGGUGGUGCCGCGGUGAACACUCCCAACACAUGCAGGAGGAAAGAAAGGAUGGCAGGUGGUGCCGCGGUGAACACUGCCAACACGUGCAGGAGGAAAGAAAGGAUGGCAGGUGGUGCCGCGGUGAACACUGCCAACACGUGCAGGAGGAAAGGAAGGAUGGCAGGUGGUGCCGCGGUGAACACUGCCAACACGUGCAGGAGGAAAGAAAGGAUGGCAGGUGGUGCCGCGGUGAACACUGCCAACACGUGCAGGAGGAAAGGAAGGAUGGCAGGUGGUGCCGCGGUGAACACUGCCAACACGUGCUGGAGGAAAGAAAGGAUGGCAGGUGGUGCCGCGGUGAACACUGCCAACACGUGCAGGAGGAAAGUGAGUACCUGCUUCAUUACAUGAUGUGCACUCUGUUUGGAACUCGCUUUUAAACUUUUUUUUUUCCAUGUCAACCGAAACCUGUCACUGUUGCCUGCCUUUCUCCUGUCUGCUUCCCACGAAUCUAUGAAGGAAAGAAAGGAUGUGCUUCCAUGGUAUCGUGUCAGUAGUAUUAUCCAUUGAAGGAUUAGUUGAAACCUUUUUCCAAAGCGUUGUUUUUAUCUCCCAUUUUUGUGCCUUCCCAGGGUAUAUAUAUGAAAGAAGAAAGAAUGUAAAUUUAGUCUAUAAUGUUCAUUGCAACAUCUUACAGGGAAAAAGUCCUUUGAGGAUUAACCGAAUCUUUUUCAAAACUAUAAUUUUUGUAUUUCAGUCUUCGUGUGCUUAUUUUAGUGUAUGCAUAGAGAAAAGAAGGAUACGAAAUCAUAUAUUUUCUUUUUGUUAUAAAUAUUUACUUGGAGAUUCAGUUGAAACCUAACAAUUAGCUAUCAUUUUUGCGUUCAUAUUUUUUUUCGUAUAUAUCUUUUGUAUGUACGAAUAUGUGAGUGAAGAAAGGAAAGAUGCAAUUACAAAAAAACA
Scylla paramamosain (green mud crab) is the source of this 1229-nucleotide messenger RNA. Its product is annotated as circumsporozoite protein-like. The record is from RefSeq and is a predicted model, not a curated record. The transcript is spliced from 10 exons. Bases 120 to 677 code for a protein of 185 amino acids. NCBI's taxonomy places the organism in Eukaryota, Metazoa, Arthropoda, Malacostraca, Decapoda, Portunidae.